Molecule: messenger RNA, 2417 nt
Organism: Pseudo-nitzschia multistriata
Lineage: Eukaryota; Bacillariophyta; Bacillariophyceae; Bacillariales; Bacillariaceae
Source: the annotation of a GenBank genome assembly
CUGUCACUUGUUGGAUCGGAUUGGUACACACAUAGAGUUGCCUAGCAAAGUGACACUUAAACCCUGAAUCAAGAGCUCAGGCCAAUACGACAUUCGGAAAUUCCCAUCAUCAAGUAAAAUAAAUUGCAACUUAUUUUGGUCCCGUCAUAUCUCUGGGGAUGAUCCAUUCGUCAAACUGUUCCGCGGUCAAGUAUCCGCUUGCCACGGCCGCUUCUUUCAGUGUCAAUCCGUUCUUGUGAGCAUUUUUAGCGAUCUCACUAGCUUUGUCGUAACCAAUGUGUGGAUUGAGUGCUGUUACCAACAUGAGACUAGCAUUCAUCAAUUCUUCUACGCGACCCUCGUUGACUGUCAGUCCAUCUACGCAUUGAGUGGUGAAGCUCUUCGCCGAAUCACCGAUGAGUCUGGCCGAAUGCAAGACGUUCGCGCACAUGACAGGUUUGAAAACGUUCAGUUCAAAGUGCCCUUGAGCUCCACCGACGGUUACCGCGACAUGAUUUCCCAUUACCUGCGCGCAAACCAUGGUAAUCGCUUCGCAUUGUGUUGGGUUCACCUUUCCGGGCAUGAUAGAGCUUCCUGGUUCGUUCGCGGGCAACGCCAACUCUCCGAGUCCACAUCGUGGUCCGCUGCCAAGAAGGCGAAGAUCGUUUGCGAUCUUGUUCAAACUACAGGCAAUUGUAUUCAACACACCGGAGACCUCGACGACAGAAUCAUGAGCUGCUAGUGCUUCGAAUUUGUUGGGAGCUGUCACAAAUGGUAAACCGGCAGCCUUGGCUAGACGUUCGGCGAUGGUCACAUCAUAUCCAAUUUUGGUGUUAAGACCUGUACCGACAGCAGUUCCUCCGAGCGCCAAACGGCAGAUGGAUGGGAGAGCACUUUCCAGGCGGUGGAUGCCAUAUUCAACUUGCUGGGCAUAUCCACUGAAUUCUUGACCCACUGUCAGAGGGGUGGCAUCCUGACAAUGGGUUCUACCAAUCUUGACAAUGUCGGCGUAUUCUUCGCUUUUUUUCUUCAACGAAGCGUGGAGAAUUUUGAGUCCAGGCAGCGUAAUUUCUGUAACCAUUUUUGCGAUUGAUAUGUGCAUAGCAGUUGGGAAAGAAUCGUUACUAGAUUGGCCCAUGUUGACAUGAUCGUUGGGAUGAACCGGUGUUUUUGUCCCGACUUCACCGCCCAAAAUUUGGAUUGCACGGUUGGACAGCACCUCGUUGACAUUCAUGUUGGUUUGAGUUCCUGAUCCUGUUUGGAAAAUUACUAGAGGAAAAUGAUUGUCCAACUUUCCGGCCAUCACUUCAUCUGCGGCCUGAGCAAUUGCGCCCGCAACUUUCUCGUCCAUCUUUCCAAUCUCUGCGUGGUACUCGGCACAGGAUUUUUUAACAAGAGCCAUGGCAUAUACAAUCUGAAGGGGCAUUUUCGACUCGAUUCCACCAAUGGGAAAGUUCAUCAACGAUCGCUGAGUCUGGCAACCGUACAGACAAUUUCCCGGGAUGUCCAAGGAUCCCAUACUAUCCGAUUCCACACGAGGUGGCAAACCGAUACCGGGAUCCGCCGAUGCUGAGGCGGAAGAGGUCAUUCUAUAGUGUGAUUGCUUAAAAUUUCUUUGAGGAAACAACAAUGGUCGAUACGCGAACCGUGUUGCCUUGUAUCUCUGAUUAUGAAACAAGGGAAAGAAGUUGGAAGCCAAGCGUUUGGCUAUCAUCUCUGCGAUCGUGAGAAAAAACGGAAAAGAUACCGUACUGAAACUACGAAAUUACUUCGAAAAAAGAAAACGCCAAAUGUAAGGUUCUGGAUGUACGACAUUCAGUCACGGUCACGAGUCGCGGAUGUACUUGGAGUUUCGCUCCGUCGCUUUACAGACAGAAACCUUGUUCCGAAGAAAGGAUUUCCAAACUACAGAUCUCUUACACUUUUUACGAAGGUUCAAAGUUGAAAUUGCCGGCCCUGCGAUGCUGUGUCUCUAUUGAAACUUUCUGAUAGAAGAAAGCGUUUCAUGUUGCUUGAGCCUGUUGAGUCGAUAUUGCUGGUGUUUUGAUGAGUGGGACGAAAAAAUCCAAUUUCGUCACAAUUCGCAGAAGACCGGGGACACCUUCCAAAAAUACGACGAGCACGCACGCAGCACACGCUUUGCGUCUUCGAUGCAUUCCUGCAUUUCAUUUUGAAUCCAUCAACGAAGAACUUUUUCUAACUUCUUGUUAUUCUACUCUGGUAUGAGCAAUUCUCUAAUGCGCUAAUAUGAGUAGUAGUACUAGUAGUACUGCUGGUUGUAGUUGUAGUACUUCUAGUAGUGGUAGUACUAGUAGUAUUGCUACACCUGCUUAAAUCACCAGUACAGGUAGUAAUACUAUGCAAUCUCUUUCACAAGCCACAACAACAAGAACAAUGAGUGCACGCACCCAUCCUCUGCAUAAAACCACAAACAUGAA